UACAGACGUCUCCUUUUCAGCAAGUUUUAUUCAAUUUUUUUUUAAAUAUAAAUAUUUUAUCGAAAGUGGUGCAGAAUUAAUGAAGUGAGAAAUAAAAACAUUACACAUCGAGCAGUGCCAUCGUUACAGGGUUAUUUUUUUCUACAUCAAACAAAAGUUAGUUUUUGGCAAGAAGGCUUUUUUCAGUGUGGUUGUGAAAGUAGAUGCAAAUUAAUUUUAAUUUAUUAGUUUACUGUCCUUAAAAUUCUCUCUGACCAUAAGACACCGUGUAUUAUAUGAAUGUGAUUUUCAUUUACUGGGUACGUCUCAUUCAAACGUAUGAUGUGACUAUGUCAUGUGUGAUAUCAUGUCAUUUGUAGUUUAUUGUGAUGAAAAAGUUGACAAAAUCUAUGCCACGCAUCAACAGUUCUACCCGAACAGGUUCUAGUGAGUUCAUUUUGUUUUUGGUGGCACUGAUCGUGCCUCGGAAUUGGGCGUCGCCUUACGGGAACGAGGAUGAACCAUUUCAUAGAAACGUGGAUGGGAGGGGAAACGAGUUCGAGCCAACCGCGGAGUAUAAUGAGGAAACUUACCCCAUUCGACACCCCCGCACACAAGCAACGAUCCGGGCGGAUCUAAUACGGAAUGAAAUUAUUCCGGAAUUUUUUCUCAUUCCCCCGAGAUACGAGGCUUUUAUAACUUACUACGAUGGCAUCGAACCAAAUAUGGGAAAUACUUUAAAACCGCAACAAGUUCGAUUGGCUCCUCACACAGUUACCUACAAAUUUAAACCCGAUACUUACUACUGUAUUGUCAUGACAGGUCUCGACGAGCCAUCCAAAGCAACGCCAACCAAGAGAGAAUUUCUUCAUUGGAUCGUUGGGAACAUUCUAGCUGAUAGUCUGCUGGCCGGAGAUCAUUUAGCUGAGUAUUAUCCAGUAUUACCGAAGAAUGACACCGGCUCUCAUCGAUAUCUUUUUCUCGUUUAUGAACAAAAAGGAAUAAUUGACUUUAAGGAGCCUCCGCUCACUAACAGAAAUUCUUGGGGCCGCGCGAAUUGGUCAAACCGGAAAUUUGCUGAAAAGUACAAGCUAGGCGAGCCGCACGCAGUUAAUUUCUUCUACAGUGAAUUUGUUGACUUAACCCCCACUACAACCCCUGAAGAUCACCGGUCGACCAAAAUAUACACAGCUCCCACAAAUGAACCGAUUUAAGGGAGUUUACGGGGAGAACUGAUGAUAUACAUAAUUCGUGGUCUGCACAGUUAGGAAGAUACGUACCAUUUAUCAUUAAGUGAUUAUACUUGCUGACAAGACAUCAAUUUUGUUUCUAGAAUGAAUCUACUAAAAGGCAUUUUUUGAACCUAAAA
Messenger RNA from Bemisia tabaci, 1348 nucleotides. Its product is annotated as protein D1. The record is from RefSeq and is a predicted model, not a curated record. Lineage: Eukaryota; Metazoa; Arthropoda; Insecta; Hemiptera; Aleyrodidae.